GCGCGCCCAUCGGGGCGUGGGCGGAGCCUUGGCGACAGAGUGGGAAGCCGCGAGGUCGGGCGCUGAUAGAAAUGAAGAGAAAUUACAAGCGGGGCAAAGAAAAGCAUGCAUGGAGCAAUCGCAAGCACAGCUACCGUUCCCAUCAGUACAGAAGACCCAAUCACAAUAACUGUAUUGAAAGGCUGGAACAGAGGGAACGACAGACCCCAGUGAAUGCAGACCCCAGCAGCAGUGGAGAUCCUUCUUCAUCCAGUUUAACGCAGAACUCUGCAGUACCAGAACUGCCAGGAUUUUACUAUGACUCAGAAAAGAACCGCUAUUUUCGCCUACUGCCUGGACACAAUAACUACAACCCACUCACCAAGGAGAGCAUUCAGUACAAGGCAAUGGAACGUGAAAGACUGAGACUCUUAGAAGAGGAAGAAAAACAAAAGAAGAAAACAACAAGGGCUGGACUGAACUCAUCUAUACUGUUACAGAAAAGGCAGCUGGGUUUGCUCAGCUCCACAAGUUAUUGCAGGCUGGUCCAUGAACUAAAAGUGAACUGCAUGCAGAGGAGGAAGGUAGAAAUUCACAGUCCAGAUUCCUCAGUUGCUGGAACCAACAAUUUUAAAAUAAUUGUGGCAGAUGCUGCUUGUGAGCGGAUAUUCACUGUGAAUGACGUAGAGCAUGGAGGAUGUAAAUAUGGUAUCAUCAACCUCAGUGGUUUGGGAAAGGACUCUCUCACUGUGGAGAUGUACGACAACCUCUACUUCACAAACCGCAAAGUGAAUUCUGUAUGCUGGGCAUCAUUGACUCAUCCAGAUUCUCAUGUUUUGCUGUGUCUCAUGGGAAUUGCAGAAACACCAGGCUGUGCCAGUCUGCUUCCAGCAUCAUUGUUCAGCAGCACUAACCCAGGAGAUCGACCUGGAAUGCUGUGCAGCUUCACGAUAUCCACUGCCUGGUCCUGUGCUUGGUGCCUGAAUCCCCAAGCAGACAACUGUUUCAGCACAGGCCUGACACGACGAGUUCUUGUGACCAAUGUAGUCACAGGGCAUCGACAGACAUUUGGAACCAGUAGCGAUGUGCUGGCACAACAGUUUGCCACACAGACCCCAGUGCUGUACAAUGGCUGCCGUUCAGGUGAGAUUUUCAGCAUUGAUGUGCGUCAACGCAACCGAAAGGGCCAGAGCUGGAAAGCAAUUCGUCUCUUCCACGACUCAGCAGUUACAUCUAUUCGCCUCCUUGAGGCUGAACAUUAUCUUAUGGCAGCAGAUAUGGCUGGAAAGAUAAAACUGUGGGACCUGAGAACAGCAAAGUGUGUGAAACAGUACAAAGGUCAUCACAAUGAAUAUGCUAUUCUCCCUGUGCAUGUAAAUGAGGAGGAAGGGCUUCUUACAGCAGUUGGUCAGGAUUGCUACACCAGAAUUUGGAGUCUCCAAGACGCCCAUCUGCUUAGGACCAUCCCUUCUCCUUACCCAUCCUCCAAAGAUGCCAUUCCCAGUGUGGUGUUUUCUUCAAGACUUGGGGGUAGCAGAGGAGUUCCUGGCUUACUCAUGGCUGUCAAACAGGAUCUCUACCACUUCUCCUAUAACUGACACAAUAGUCUCCUCAGACCUGGUCUACAAAGCUGCCAGCCUAUACAUGACUUACCCGUCACCAUGCUCUUGAGUCUGUUAUGUGCUGCUGUUGCAUCUGCUUUACUCUUGACAUUCUGAACCUCUUUCAGCAGUUUCAGCCAGUCUUGCUGUAUACACCUCAGACAUCUUGCAAAUAAAAGCUGAAUGCUGAUUAACUACUUAAGCAAUAUGCAGCCUCUUUGAAAUCUAGCUGUAAGCUUUGAAAAACUGGUAACGUGCAGUAAGGGCCUGACUCAUGCUACCUGAAUUUGCUGUCAAAAGGCUGCUCAAGCUUAAUCCUUGUUUGGUGAUAUAACCCCUUAGCUGAGGUUACACCUACGUUAAGAAGUAGGCUGGUGCACCAGAGUGGAUUAGCAGAGUGAAGUAGCUGGUGUUGAGAAGCUGACACAAUAGGUGUUCUGGGGCUUUGUUUGGAGCCCUGGUCUGGGUCCCUGCGUCAGCUGUCUCUACUACAUCUAUGGUUGGAAGCAGUCCAAGGGACAGCUGUUUCCCACUUACACUGUGAGUCCUUUGAGCUGGGCCAUGCUAAACUUUGCCCUUUUCAGACGAUGGUAGGGUGUCGUUGCCCUGCCACCAUUCCCUUUAAAAGGCAGCACGUGUGUGUAACAAAGCCCCUUUCCUGGUCCAGUAGCCAGGCUGAAUGUCGCUGUUAAUUUUUCAUAGUGUUUGCUAACCAAGUCCACACCCCUAACUUGGAGUUUGGUCAGCAGUCUGGAAUAGCAGGCUUGCU
Messenger RNA from Chroicocephalus ridibundus (black-headed gull), 2349 nucleotides. RefSeq names its product DDB1 and CUL4 associated factor 4 (gene DCAF4). Gene Ontology annotation, molecular function: protein binding. The transcript is spliced from 14 exons. The record is from RefSeq and is a predicted model, not a curated record. The coding region runs from base 72 to 1577 and encodes 501 amino acids. NCBI's taxonomy places the organism in Eukaryota, Metazoa, Chordata, Aves, Charadriiformes, Laridae. Gene Ontology annotation, cellular component: Cul4-RING E3 ubiquitin ligase complex.